AUGUUCUCAAAUAGUUUAAAUAGACAAUUAAGAAUAUCUUUGAAAUCAAACCUUAGAAUCAUUUCUAAGUCCCGUUUUUACAGUACCGGAUCAAAUAGUGGAUCUAAUAACGGGAAAAUUCUAAUUGGUUUAGGAGCAUUAGCAAUUGGUUCAACAAUCGCUGCUACUUUAUAUCAAAAGAAUGAUCCCAAAUCUGCCAUCGAACCAGUAAGAUCUGCAUUCACCAAAGAUGAAGUUUCGGUCGUUUUUGUCUUGGGAGGUCCAGGUGCCGGUAAGGGUACUCAAUGUGCCAAAUUGGUUAAUGAAAAAGGAUUUGUACAUUUAAGUGCCGGAGAUUUAUUAAGAGCCGAACAAAAAAGAGAAGGUUCAAAAUAUGGUGAAUUAAUUGCUUCUUACAUUAAAGAAGGGAAAAUCGUUCCUCAAGAAGUCACAGUUGCUUUAUUGAAACAAGCCAUUACUGAAAAUCAUGAUAAAGGUAAUAAGAAGUUCUUAGUGGAUGGAUUCCCAAGAAAGAUGGAUCAAGCUAUUACUUUUGAAGAUGAAAUUGUUCCUUCAGCUUUCACCCUUUUCUUUGAAUGUCCAGAAAAGGUAAUGUUGGAUAGAUUAUUAGAAAGAGGUAAAACCAGUGGUAGAGCUGAUGAUAAUAUUGAAAGUAUAAAGAAGAGAUUCAGAACUUUCAUUGAAACUUCCAUGCCUGUAGUGGAUUAUUACGAAAAACAAGGAAAAGUCGUCAAAGUAAGAUGUGAUUCUCCUGUUGACGUUGUUUAUAGUCAAGUCUUAGAAGGCUUGAAAUCUAAAGAUAUUUAA
Molecule: messenger RNA, 807 nt
Organism: Yamadazyma jaroonii
Lineage: Eukaryota; Fungi; Ascomycota; Pichiomycetes; Serinales; Debaryomycetaceae
Source: the annotation of a GenBank genome assembly